This is a messenger RNA of Salvelinus fontinalis (brook trout), 10802 nucleotides long. Its product is annotated as peroxisome proliferator-activated receptor gamma coactivator 1-beta-like. Gene Ontology annotation, molecular function: transcription factor binding; RNA binding. The record is from RefSeq and is a predicted model, not a curated record. The coding region runs from base 44 to 2713 and encodes 889 amino acids. The transcript is spliced from 12 exons. Gene Ontology annotation, biological process: positive regulation of transcription by RNA polymerase II. Gene Ontology annotation, cellular component: nucleus. NCBI's taxonomy places the organism in Eukaryota, Metazoa, Chordata, Actinopteri, Salmoniformes, Salmonidae.
UGUAUACCCGCUCUCAGACUUCCCAGCUCUCAUUCUCUAGAAGAUGGCGGACUGCGUUUCACUCUUAGAUGAGGAGCUCUCUUCUUUUGUCUUCAAUUACCUGACAGAAAACUCAGGCAGCCAGUAUGGGGAGGAGGAGGUCUGCUCGGACCGCCUGGACGCUGACUUCCCUGACAUUGACCUCUCUCAGCUGGACGCCAGCGACUUUGACUCAGUCAACUGCCUCAGUGAGCUCCACUGGUGCAACGACAAUGCCGACAUCUCCCCUGCCUCCAUCCAGUACAGCACGGGAGACCCCGAGCUCUUUGAGAUAGAAGAUGAGAAUGCAGCGCUGCUGGCUGCUCUCACAGACAGCCUGGACGGCAUGGUGGAGGACGAGGAGGGGGGGCUGUCUGUUUUUCCCUCGCUGAGGGAGGGGUGCGAGGAGGACCUCCCCUUCCCUUCAGGCUCCCUGAGCCCAGAGACAGAAGCCUCGUCUCUACUGAAAAGGCUCCUGCUGUCCCCCCCUAACGUGCCCACGGGCCUGGAGUCACACAAAGAGGGCAGCAGUAGCAGUGUGCAUCGCCAUAGCAGCCGGAGCCUGCAUAUGAAACCUGCCAGGCCUUUGGUUAAGCGUGAAAGCACACAUCAUGAGCGUAAGCCCCGAGCGGUGAGACCAGCUGGACAUCUUUGCACAGAGCUCCACCGGCACCUCACCACUACACAGGAGGCCGAGGACACUCCUUCAGCUGACACAGAGGAGGACGGGGAGGAGGAGGAAGAUGAUGACGAGGAGGACAGUGAGUCCGAGGAGGAAGAAGACGAGGAGGAGACCUCGAGCAGUGAGGGUGAAAGCGCCACCCCGCCUGAGCCCUCCAAGCCCCAGUUCUCCUCUGAGAAAGAACUGCACUCUGUGGUGGAGCUUAUCAAGUACAUGCACACAUACUGCCUCCCCAUGCGCAAGCAGGCCAUCUGGGAGCGCAAGGAGCGCGAGUGCCCAGGCCAGGUACGCAGGGCCAGGCCUGAGUACCCUCCUGCUCGUAUCUCCCCAAACUGUCACAAGGCUGCAACCCACGCCCAGAUCUGCGCCCCUCGGCCGCGCCUCGCCUUUACACGCAGACGGGAGUUCAAAGCCAACUCUCUUCUGCGCGAACUGCUCGAAGCGGUCAAAUCCUUUGACAUGAGCAAGCCUUACAGACUCCACAGCCCCCCCUACACUCAUAACAGAGGAGCUAUCCCCAAACCAGCGCAGGACAGAAAUACUGAGACCCCCAGUCCGGCUGCCCGUUCAACCAAACCAGUGCUUAGAAAAGACUCAGAGAGCGACAGGUCCCUAGAAGCCCCGAGGAGCCCCGAUCUGGAGGACGCGUCUUUCUCUGUCCGCCGCUCCCGCAGGCUCGCCUCUUUCCCCAGCCGCUUCGCCAAAAAGGUGCGUGCGGGCCGGAUGAGGGUGGAGCCUGUGUCGGGAGCCGGGCACCUUGGCGAGGAGGACAUGGCGGUCAAACACCCCAUGGGACACAACCUGGAGAAAGACACCACCACCCCUAACAACAGUACUUCUUCCCAAACCACGGCAGACGCAGCGGAACCCGAUAACGUCUGCUGUCAAAACGUGAAACGCAGCUGCCUCUGUCUGCCGCUGACUUCCAUAUCCACAGGAGAUACCCAGUAUGCCAACAAGCCCUUUGAGCAGACUCUCAGCGUGGACCUGUGUGGCACAGCAGGCCUCACCCCUCCCACCACCCCCCCUCACAAGCCUGUGGAGGACGAGCUUUUCAAGCCUGAGGGAAAAGGAGAGUCGAAGGGUUCUUGGCUCACCCGGGCCAACUCCCGCAAGUUCCCCAAGCAGACCGAACUCUACGCUCAGCUCCGCAAGAUGGGCCAGGCCAGCGAUGCAGAUCCCAAAGUCCACCAGACAUUCGGAGACCACGACUACUGCCUGCUGAGCCUGGGGGAGCGUAGGAAGAGAACCGCCGCCAUGCUGUCCCACUCUCUGUUCGGAUGCUCUUCUUCUGAGGGGCCAGAGCCUAAGGGGGAAUGGGCGCUGGGGGGCGAGAGGUAUGGACAUCAGCGUGAAGACAAACUCUUCUCCAAGGUACCAGAGUACCUGAGUAACGGUACCAGGGCUGACAGCAAGGGGGACGGGCGGAGGGCGACCGUGGCAUCACCCCAAUCAGGAUCGCCCCAUGCUAUAUCACCCCACAAGUCAGAUGAAGAGGGGGAGCGCUCCUCCCUCUGCUCCCGCUCUCCCUCCCCCAUCCUCCACUCCAGCUUCUGCCAGCCCCACUCCCCUAGCAGUAAGCCUGACAUCAGCUGUGAGAACUCUGAAACAUGCCACGGAGACAAGCAGGGGAACAAAAUCUCCAAGUCUGGGAUUCAAAUUGAUGAGGACAACUGCCAAGUGUUCUACAUUCACAACCUGCCGAGCAGCGUCACACAAAGUAUGCUGCGCAAACGCUUCGAGGCCUUUGGCGACCCAGAGGACUGCAAAGUCAUCACCAAAAACGAGGAACGCUGUGGAGUCAUCAAGUUUCGUCAAGCGCCCAGUGGCCAGCAGAUCCAGAAGCACAGACGAGAGCCGCUCUUCCAGAACAGAGGGGGUGGCAUGCACAGGCUCAGCAGGAAGAGAUACAUUGAUCUGGACGAAGCGGGACCAGGGCCGGUAAAGAGCAAGUAUGACGCCCUGGACUUUGACACCCUGCUGAAGGAGGCCCAGAAGAGCCUGCAUCGCUGACGGUGACUCGGCUGGCCUCGCCUUAGAACCCCCGAACCACCCCCAGACUUGCCUCAGUACCUCAACCAAGGCACCUCGUCAUGUUUACAUUUUUAACAUUGGAAUAAGAAACGGACCUUGUCUCUUUCGACUGAGGAUACUUCGGAGGAAGCUAGCAGGGGUUGGAGGGAUGGAGGAAAAAGCAACCAAACAACAUAGAAACUCUCUGAACACAAAAGCUGCUUCCUGUCUGUGUUCAUGACUUAUUUGUGACUCGUCGUCGCCCCAUUGGGAGUGGGCGUGCAGGCGGGCGAGACCUUUGUAGCAAACGUUUCUCCCUCCGUUGGUCAUUGUGGUGUGUGUGUGUGUCUGCGUGUGUGUCGUAUUUUUGUACCCCCUUGGUAACUACUGGUGCAACUGUAAGCUCAGCUGUAUUGGCCGUUACGUCGUACAGUAUAUAACGAGCCUGCUCUAUAUUAGCAAACUUGUGGAUGUUAAAACUAUGUGUGUUAUGACAUAAAAUACAAAAGCAGAAAAAUAAUUUUAUUAACUUAAAAGAGUUUACAAAUCGAAAAUGAAAAGAAAAAAUCUUGUUUUAUGUCAUUUUAGUGCUUCCUUAAUUUAAUCUAUGCACUCUUAACGAGGUAAUAAUGUUUCUUCUCUCGACUUGUACUCUGCCAUGCUAUUGACUGCUUUACUCUGAAGGUUCCCACUGCUGAAGAGAUAGACACAACCUGCUAACACAGCGUUUUCCAAACUCGGUCCUGAGGCCCCCCCUAGGUGCACGUCUAGUUUUUUGCUCUAGCACUACACAGCUGAUUCAAAUAACCAACUCAUCAUCAAGCUUUGAUUAUUUGAGUCAUCUGUGUAGUGCUAGGGCAAAACCCAAAACAUACACCCAGGGGGGGCCAGGAUCAAGUUUGGGAAACGCUGUGCUAACACUAAUCUAGGAUGGCAGACUUCCUAUCCUGCCAACACAUAAAUGGGGUUAUGACAACCAAUGCUAUUAUGUCAUGAAGUAAAGUUCAAGGCAUUUUUACCCUAUGAAAACUCACUCACUCUCAGAAGAAAAUCACAAAAUCCAUCGUAGCCAAUUCUCUCCACUGUUUGUACUGUUGGAACAUGUGAAUCAGUCAGUAAGUCAACUUAUUCAAGCACAGAGUAGAAUCAGACAUUUACUACAAGUUCCAGAUAUACCCUAAACUAUAGUAAUGGAAUGUACACCUGAAUGAUCUGAAUGUAGAGCCCCUGCCUGAAUCCAAAUGAUUAUUGUUAGGAUUAUUGUUAUUAUAUGAAUCCAAGUCUCUGUAUUAUUUAAUAGAGCUCUAAUGCAGCCUGUGUCUUUUGUGAUGCAGCCAGCAGUGUAGCUGAGGGAGAGAGAGUCCGAGGCUCACCAUACAGGGGAACUACCUCUGUAUCUGCUGAUGGUAGAGGUAAUACUACCAUUAACACCUGAGAGAGAGGGGUGGUGGGAUAUCAACUCUGUUGAAGUCUGUUGAAAUUUCCCAGAGGUAUGGAUGGUACAACAUCAGUCAAGCGCGUCAACCCCAUUUGCUCUUCUUCCCUUUCCUUCCCUCUCCUUCCCUCUUACCUCUCCUUCCUUCCCUCUCCUUCCAUCUUCUUCCCUCUCAUUCCCUCUCUUUCCCUCUUCCCUCUCCUUCCCUCUUCCCUCUCCUUCCCUCUCUUUCCCUCUUCUUCUUCCCUCUUCUUCCCUCUCUUUCCCUCUUUCCUCUCCCCUCUUCUUCCCUCUCAUUCCCUCUAUUUCCCUCUUUCCUCUCCUUCCCUCUUCCCUCUCCUUCCCUCUCCUUCCCUCUUCCCUCUCUUUCCAUCUUUUUCCCUCUUUCCCUCUCCUUCCCUCUUCCCUCUCUUUCCAUCUUUUUCCCUCUUUCCCUCUCCUUCCCUCUCCUUCCCUCUCCUUCCCUCUUCCCUCUCCUUCCCUCUCCUUCCCUCUUCCCUCUACUUCCCUCUUCCUUCUCCUUCCCUCUCUAUCCCUAUUCCCUCUCCUUCCCUCUUCUUCUCGGGUUCUCUCCCCCACUUUUUACUCUCUAUCUUCCUUCUACUCUGAAACACUUGUUUACUUCUCCCAAGCUCUCUGAUAGGUGAAGGAGGUCAGCUUGGUUUUCCCACUAAAUCCCCCACUUCUCACCUCGUGGCAAAAAACUCAAAAUAGAUUGUGUGUCAGUUGUUAGAGCCAGUCUCGACCGUGUAUCCAAUGUGUACCUGAGUGAGUCGUCUGUCUGUGUCUCGUGUUUGGGUGAGCGCUGCCAUCGCUGGGGAUCCCAGGGGGAUCCAUGGCCCUCUGGUGUGCUGGGAGACUGAAGACCUCUUCUCUCCCCCUCUUUUUCUUGUUUUCUUAAAGGACCAGGUCCCCCUGUCCUCCGGUCCCUCAAUACUGUGCAGCCUUUCUGUGUGUGGGCAUAGGGCCUCGCGCUGCCCCAGCCUUGGCAAACCCCCUUUCCUUUUUUAUAAGGUUUUAUCCCUGUCUCUCUCUACCCCACAUUUAUCUCAUCUCCUCCUCUUUACCACAUGAAGCUGAAUGUUUACAUCACUGAAUUCUCCUUCCACUUUAUUAGAGCGCACACUAAGUACAAAGACGCCUUAUUCCGUGUUAGAGAGUAUCCUAUCAGGAUAUGCCUUCUUGGCUUACCCUAGAAGGUGUACAGAAUUUUUUUUAUGACAAUUUAGUGCUAUACAUACUGAUUGAGAAAUGAGUUGUCAUCUGAAAAACCCCUUACUAAUCAAUAGAAGAAAAGCUGAAAGAAUAUUUGUGCUUAGUAUGUAUACUACUAAACAGUGAGAGAAUGUGCAGGUUUACACAAUACAAUAUAUAUGAUAUAAUAUGUGUAUAUAUGAUAGAAUAUGUGUAUAUAUGAUAUAAUAUGUGUAUAUAGCACUAUGUCUAGUGUAAACAUGAAAUGUGUCGUUGUGUCUAUACAGCGUGCAUUAUAAAGGUGGUGGGUCACGAUCGCAAAUCAGACUGGCAAGGAUAAUCUGUUUAAAGAUGCAAGGUUGAACAAUACAGGAAGUCAUUUAUGCUGAAAUGACUUGACUCAAGGCAAGCACUGUUGUAUAAAGUUAUCCCUUUAGAUAUGCUAAGGUUUGAUUUAUUUUUUUUAAUUGCAAAAUAUUUUUGAUGGUUUUUCUUUUUUUUAACGCAAUUGAGAUGCAAUACAUAUAUCUAUGAGAUUGGAAGGAGUUAUUUCAGUGGUUGGUUGUUAAAAUAUGACAGGAAUUGGAAGGAGUUAUUUCAGUGGCUGGUUGUUAAAAUAUGACAGGAAUUGGAAGGAGUUAUUUCAGUGGCUGGUUGUUAAAAUAUGACAGGAAUUGGAAGGAGUUAUUUCAGUGGCUGGUUGUUAAAAUAUGACAGGAAUUGGAAGGAGUUAUUUCAGUGGUUGGUUGUUAAAAUAUGACAGGAAAUGGAAGGAGUUAUUUCAGUGGUUGGUUGUUAAAAUAUGACAGGAAUUGGAAGGAGUUAUUUCAGUGGCUGGUUGUUAAAAUAUGACAGGAAUUGGAAGGAGUUAUUUCAGUGGCUGGUUGUUAAAAUAUGACAGGAAAUGGAAGGAGUUAUUUCAGUGGUUGGUUGUUAAAAUAUGACAGGAAUUGGAAGGAGUUAUUUCAGUGGCUGGUUGUUAAAAUAUGACAGGAAAUGGAAGGAGUUAUUUCAGUGGCUGGUUGUUAAAAUAUGACAGGAAAUGGAAGGAGUUAUUUCAGUGGCUGGUUGUUAAAAUAUGACAGAGGCAAUCCUUGAAAACAGAUCCUGUAAAUUGACAAAUAAUAAUAAUGUGGUCAGUAAUUGUUGACAUCCAAAAAGUAAUGUAUCAAAACGUUAGAACAUGAAAAAAGCCCCAAAUAGUGAAAUAUCUGUUCACAACUGUUCACAAGGGAACUCAAUCUAUUAGUAACACAUGCUGUUGGGACACAGGUUGUUCAACAUUUUGAAUUUCACUGGACACUUAAUAAUUGGUAACUUGUGAACAUGUAAAACUCAUUUUGGAGAGGGGGAAAGAAAGCAGUCCAUGUGCGUUUAGCCCCUUUUGUAUUUUGGGAAUACUUGAUGCCAGCAGUGUGCUUCCAUCAGUAGAACUGACAGCAAACAGCAAAUUCUCACGAGAGAGCCUUAAAACAAUAGGAAACAGCUAAAUCUAUCACUGUUAUUACUGCUCUAGCUCCUUUCAAAUCCAAUGUGUUUUAUUCAUUACUGAAGUAAUUCAACAUUUUUCAAUACAUACAGCCAUAUUAUAAAAGGUACAGUGCAUUCAGAAAGUAUUCAGACCCCUUCCCUUUUUCCACAUUUUGUUACAUUAAAGCCUUAUUCCAAAAUGGAUUAAAUAAAUAAAACAUCCUCACCAAUCUACACACAAUACCCCAUAAUUAAAGCAAAAACAGAUUUCGAGAAAAUGUUGCACGUUUUUUUUUUUAAACAACUUCAGAAAUAAUUUUUAUUUUAUUUACCUAAGUAUUCAGACCCUUUGCUAUGAGACUCGAAAUUGAGCUCAGGUGCAUCCUGUUUCCAUUGAUCAUCCUUGACAUGUUUCUACAACUUGAUUAGAGUCCACCUGUGGCAAAUUCAAUUGAUUGGACAUGAUUUGGAAAGCCACAUGCUUGUCUAUAUAAGGUCCCACAGUUGACAGUGCAUGUCAGAGCAAAAACCAAACCAUGAGGUCGAAGGAAUUGUCCGUAGAGCUCCGAGACAGGAUUGUGUCGAGGCACAAAUCUGGGAAGGGUACCAAAAAAUGUCUACAGCAUCGAAGGUCCCCAAGAACACAGUGGCCUCCGUCAUACUUAAAUGGAAGAAGUUUGGAACCACCAAGACUCUUCCUAGAGCUGGCCGCCAGGCCAAACUGAGCAAUUGGGGGAGAAUGGCCUUGUUCAAGGAGGUGACCAAGAACCCGAUGGUUACUCUGACAGAGCUCCAGAGUUCCUCUGUGGAAAUAGGAUAACUUUCCAGAGGGACAACCAUCUCUGCAGCACUCCACAAACCAGGCCUUUAUGGUAGAGUGGCCAGAUGGAAGCCACUCCUCGGUAAAAGGCACAUGACAGCCCGCUUGGAGUUUGCCAAAAGGCACAUAAAGGACUCUCAGACCAUGAGAAACAAGAUUGAACUCUUUCGCCUGAAUGCCAAGCUGGAGAAAACCUGGCACCAUCCCUACGGUGAAGCAUGGUGGUGGCAGCCUUAUGCUGUGGGGAUGUUUUUCAACGGCAUGGGCUGGUAGACUAGUCGAGGGAAAUAUGAACAGAGCAAAGCACAGAGAGAUCCUUGAUGAAAACCUGCUCCAUAGCGGGGGAAAAGGUUCACCUUCCAACAGGACAACAACACUAAGCACACAGCCAAGACAACGCAGGAGUGGAUUUGGGACAAGUCUAUGUAUGUCCUUUAGUGGCCCAGCCAGAGCCCCGACUCGAACCCGAUCAAACAUCUCUGGAGAGACCUGAAAAUAGCUGUGCAGCAACGCUCCCCAUCCAACCCGAAAGAGCUUGAGAGGAUCUGCAUAGAAGAAUUGGAGAAACUCCCAAAAUACAGGUGUGCCAAGCUUGUAGCGUCAUGCCCAAGACUCGAGGCUGUAAUCGCUGCCAAAGGUUUUUCAACAAGGUGCUGAUUAAAAGGUCUGAAUACUUAUGUAAAUGUAAUAUUCUUUAUUUUUUUUAAAUUGUGCUAAAAUGUCAAACUGUUUUUGCUUUGUCAUUAUGGGGUAUUGUGUGUAGAUUGAUGAGGAAGAAAAGCUAUUUAAUUAAUUGUAGAAUAAGGCUGUAACAUAACAAAAUGUGGAAAAAAGGGAAGUUCUGAAUACUUUCGGAAUGUACUGUAUAUACAUAUGAAUAUAUAUUUGUGUUUGUGUAGAUAUUUUAGAUUAUUAUAUACUUUCUUAUUGAAAACUUUGAUGUUGACCAUUUUCCUCAGUGUUUCAGAGCACUUCGACACAUUUCAACAACUAGCCUGCUAUCCGUCUAGGAUUUGUUUGAUUGAGAGAUGAUCCAAAUUGAACUCCUUCCAAAGGGAACCCUCAUCAGAACAGAAAGCAAUACUUUCUUUCCAAUCUUCAUUUCAGAAAAUAGGGCAAAUUGACCAAAAACUAUAUUUGAUGUUGGCUUGAAAUUUUAUUUGGAGUGCCUCGUCAGGUUGAUUUCUAAAUGUCAUAAUCCAGCUACAUUGCCCACACAAAUACACGAUAUAUACAAAAGUAUGUGGACAAUCCUUCAAUUUAGUAGAUUCGGCUAUUUCAGCCGCACCCGUUGCUGACAGGUGUAUAAAAUCAAGCACACAGCCAUGCGAUCUCCAUAGACAAACAUUGGCAGUAGAAUGGCCUUACUGAAGAGCUCAGUUACAUUUCAAUGUGGCACCAUCAUAGGAUGCCAUCUUUCCAACAAGUCAGUUCGUCAAAUUUAUGCCCUGCUAGAGCUGCCCAGGUCAACUGUAAGUGCUGUUAUUGUGAAGUGGAAACGUCUAGGACCAACAAUGGCGCAGCCACAAAGUGGGAGGCCACACAAGCUUACAGAACGGGACAGCCGAGUGCUGAAGCGCGUAGCGCGCCAAAAUUGUCUGUCCUCGGUUGCAACACUCACUACCAAGUUCCAAACUGCCUCUGGAAGCAACGUCAGCACAAUAAUAGCUGACUAUUUGUCGGGAGCUUCAUGAAAUGGGUUUCCAUGGCCGAGCAGCCUCACACAAGUCUAAGAUACGCAAUGCUAAGCAACGACGGACAAAUCUGGGUUUGGCGGAUGCCAGGAGAACGCUACCUGCCCCAAUGCAUAGCGCCAACUGUAAAGAUUGGUGGCGGAGGAAUAAUGGUCUGGGGCUGUUUUUCAUGGUUCUGGCUACAACCCUUAGUUCCAGUGAAGGGAAAGCUUAACGCUACAGCAUACAAUGAUAUUAUAGACGAUUCUGUGCUUCCAACUUUGUGGCAACAGUUUGGGGAAGGCCCUUUCCUGUUUCAGCAUGACAAUGCCCCCAUGUACAAAACAAAGUCUGGAUAGAAAUGGUUUGUUGAGAUCAGUGUGGAGGAACUUGACUGGCUUGUACAGAGUCCUGACCUCAACCCCAUCGAACACCUUUAGGAUGAAUUGGAACGCUGUAUGCGAGCCAGGCCUAGUCGCCCAACAUCAGUGCCCGACCUAACUAAUGCUCUUGUGGCUGAAUGGAAGCAAGUUCCAACAUCUAGUGGAAAGCAUUCCCAGAAGAGUGGAGGCUGUUAUAGCAGCAAAGGGGGGACCAACUUCAUAUUAAUACCCAUGAUAUUGGAAUGAGAUGUUUGACGAGUAGGUGUCCACAUACUUUUGGUCAUGUAGUGUACAUAUUUAAGUUUUCACAUUUAAUUUAAUAGGAAAAUAUUGUAUCUUUAAACUCCCCACCACGUUAAUAAAAAGCCCUAUGGACAGAAAGUGCUUGCUAUACUGGUCCUAUAUAGGCCAUUGAAUCAUCACGGAUCACUGUAUUCUGGAUGUAAAUGAUUAUGUCUGCACUACUACUAGUCGUGUGUAUCAAUGUUUUUUUGUAUCUUAGGCAGACAGAUGGGAACGUGAUGUAAAUGGUUACUUCGGGUGCUGCAAACUGUCACAAUCUAGCUAGCUGUGUGUUGGUCUUUGGUGGAAGAAAAACAGACAGAAAAGGGCAUACAUUGUUUGUUUUGUGUUUUUAUUUCUAGUUCAUUUUGUUCUAUUUACAUCUAAUGACUAUCAAAAUCAUUUUUUAACUUAGUUUUUGGUAAAUGGUAAAUACUAGUAAGAUUUUAUAUUUUUUACAUAUGUUUGUUGUACUUUGCGUUCAUUCUUUUUAUUUAUACGCCACUUAGUUUGGAUGUCUUUUUCUGUUUUGUGGGAUUUCCUAUGUGUUGAGAAUUUAGAGACAAAAUGCAUUUCAGUAUUUUUGAAUUGUUAAAAUCUAGUUUCAUAGAUACAUUUAUCUAUAGGGGAAAUUAUCUGAUGUUAUAAAUUAUAUUUUAAUUCAUGUAAAUAGACUAUGGCUUCCUUUUUAACUGAAUACAUUUCUCUUCAGAGAUUGUUUACAUUAUUAAACUGUAGAAAUUUUCCUCAUAUACUGUAAAAAGUACAUAUUCAUUGAUUUGCCUCCCAAAAAUAAAAUCCUAAUGAACAACGUCAAGGUUUGGACAUGACA